Messenger RNA from Xyrichtys novacula (pearly razorfish), 3657 nucleotides. Lineage: Eukaryota; Metazoa; Chordata; Actinopteri; Labriformes; Labridae. The record is from the annotation of a GenBank genome assembly.
AGAGUCUGGAGAGCGAUUUUGGCACGAAGAGGCCGCCCCAUCUCUCCUUCUUUCUUAGAAACGAUCCCCUCCGUGGUUUUUUCACUCCUAUAGCAUACAUGCAUGCCUGUUGAACUCCUCUUCUCAGAAACCUUGACUUGCAUCUGGGAGCUGCGGGAUGUACACGACCGGGCUCAACCCGUUUUACGCAUCGAACUUCAGCCUGUGGUCUGCGUACUGCGCGGGGGGCUUCGCCGUGGACUCCAUGAAGAAACCGUCGUUCUGCAUCGCGGACAUUUUACAGGCUGGAGAUGCGGAGAACAUCCCGGGAUCGUCGGCCCUCCUGGUGCAUAUGGGACACCACCACAACCACCACCCUCACCGGCAGCAGCAGCAGCAGCAGCAGCAGGGUCACUCCGGCUCCGGCUCCCCUCUGCGCCCUAAUCCAGUCGCUCCUGAUGCGUCAGUGUACGGCGCAUGUCGGGGAAACCCUGCGUCUCCUUACCACAGACACGGACUACAGCUGACAUCAGUGUCCAGGACUGCUUUUAACUCCCAACAAGGACCCCCACCUUCCAGCAAAGACCUCAAAUUUGGAAUUGAUCGGAUAUUGUCGACUGAAUUUGAUCCAAAGGGGAAAGAAAAGUCUUCACUAAGAGGUGAGGAGGGAGAUUUCUUUUUGCAUUUUUUGGAUUAGGGGUGUUUGCAGAAAAAAAUAAAAACAUACACAACUUUAAAAAAAAAGGGUGUUUAGAGUUAUUUUUGAAUGACAGGACGAAGAAAACAUUUUCAGACUUCAAAGACAUCCUUUACAGAAGUGAGCUCGUCCUCUUAAGUUUAAAACAGUGAGAGAGCUUCACGACAGGAACUUUAAGGAGAACUUAAGGCAAAGUAGAGAGGUCAGAAGGUCAGGAUCAGCUCCAAACAGCAGUCCUGCAGCUGGAAACCUCCUCCCAGGCUUUUAUUUUGUAGUAGAAGUCGUAGAACCCUAACUGAAUCCUCCACCCUUAUCUCUGUGACAGAUCUCACCUCCAUCGUUAGCUCCAACCGUCAGUCAGGCCUCCACCUCCCAGUUCAGCCUCCGUCCAGCCAGUACUUCUCCUCCAUGGAGGCGGCCGGGAUGGGCGACGCGUCCUCCAUGCUGAGCUCUCUAGGCAGCAGCUGCAGCGGCAGACAAACAGGCCAGCAUCAGUUUCAAGACUCCUUCCCAGGUAGACUCCACAUGUAGGCCCGGAUCAGACAGAUAACCGGGUCCCAGAGGGUCCCAGAGGGUCCGCACACACCUGCAGUGAUUGUCUCUUUCUCUCUUUUUCUCCUCGUUUUAACCUUCAUCCUCGUGUCUUUCAGGUCCAUACGCGGUCCUCACCAAAGACACGAUGCCGCAGACGUACAAGAGGAAGAGGUCGUGGUCCAGGGCCGUGUUUUCAAACCUGCAGAGAAAGGGACUGGAGAAGAGGUUCGAGAUUCAGAAGUAUGUCACCAAGCCGGACAGGAAACAGCUGGCCGCCAUGCUGGGGCUGACGGACGCUCAGGUGAGGACUGAUGUUCACAUCUGGAGACCAGGAUUCAGGGACUUUUAGGAGAAGGAGGAGAGACGACAGACACUAACUUUUGUCUUCUACAGAGAGGUCUUAUCUUCCAAACUGUGACCUUGAUUGAUCUCAGAUUAUUAUAGAUUAUAUUCAGUUUGUGUGGUCGUAAAUUCUGGGUUUGAUGCACACUUGUUGGUGUAUGUUGGUGUAAACAUGUGUUGGCUAUAAAGUAAGCAUAUUUUUAAUUAUUCAGUUAUUAUAAGGUCCAACAAGAUUUUUGAUUUCUGUUCCUUUCAGUGGAUCUUAAAUGUGCUUUUUUUUGGUCUUGAUUAAAAACUAAAAACACAUGAGUGAAGGAUUAGGGUUGGGAACUUAUCGUUCAUGCUAAAAUGAAGCUGUAAUGUUUGUUAUUGCUGGAUAAUUUCUAAUUUUAAAGCUUUUUCUCCCUCAUUUAUGUUCUUUUAUUAACUUUAUUAACCCUGUCUUGGCCAUUCUGGUGACAUUCAGCUGUGUUGCUCCUUUUUUUCUGUCUAAAAUCAAAUAAAAAUACAAACCUGCGUAUCUAUAAUUCUAACUGAGGAAUCUUAAAUUAGUGAUAUUCUCGAAAAAUACAAAAAUGAACAAAGAGUGAAAUAAAAAUUGGAAAAAUCCAAUGAAAUUAUAUAAGAUUCAGAGUUGUGUUUACAUACAGCACUGUGGUUAUUGAUACACACACAGCUUAAUCAUUUUUGUCACUUAUCUGUUAAAUUCUUGUUCAUUUUACUUAAACUUCUUUAUUAAAACAAAUUAAUGAUGUUAAAGUCAGGAUAUUACACAGAGCAGGCUGGGAGGCGUCCCAGUGUUCGCCUGUUUUCACCACACCCUGAGCAACAUCAGCAAGUUCAUCACUAAAACACUCUUAACGUUUACUUCAUUUAACUUCCAUAAUAUCUGAUUUUUCUGUCUCAUUGAACUCUGGAUGCAUUUCCUCUGUCAUCUUACAUUUACACUGAAUUUACCUGACUUUACUGGCCCAGUCUCUUAUAAAAAUGUAGAAACUUUAAAUAAAAUCAGGGUCUGUGUAUUUUAACUGGUGUAAACUGUGUUACAUGUGUUUAAUUUUUACUUUAAUGACUGAGAAGAGUAGAUACCGAGUUGGAGAAAUGUUGCUUCAGAAGCAUUUAAUCCUAAAUGUUAAAAGGUGUUGGUUUUAGCUCAUGUCCUCCUGAUUUUAAUGGCAAAUAUUCAGGGAAUAAUAAAGAGAAUUGAGUGUGUUUUGUUUUGGUUAAACCAGCCCACAGUGUCAGGUUAAUAAGAGGUUCCUGGUGUGUGAUUUCAGGUGAAGGUGUGGUUCCAGAACAGACGCAUGAAGUGGAGACACUCCAAAGAGGCGCAGGCCCAGAAGGACAAGGAGAAGGAGCAGCCCGACAAGAGCGCCUCGGAGCCGGGCAGCAGGGAGCCGCAGGAGCCCGCUGAGUCCGACUGCGAGUGUGAGAGCGACGGCAGGAGCGAGUGUGAGUCCGACGAGGCUCCGGAGGAGAACUCAGACGGACACUCGGACGUUUCGGAGCUCCACAAAACCAGCGUGAUCAUGAGCGGGAGCGCGCCGGGGAGCAGCGCGGAGGGAGCGGCCACACUCACGGACACUCCGGCCUCUCAGAUCCUCAUAUGAGGGACAGUUUGGAGGAUGGACCAGGAGGUUUUUUAUUGUGAAAGGGAGGCGGAAGAGGCGAGUAAACACACCUGGAGUGACAGGAAACCUGAAGUUACGGCCUGCUCUGAAAAUCACGGAGACGAACUUCGACACAUUGGUAAAAGGAAAAUAUCCUCCUGUUAAAUGUUAAAGAUUUUAAUUACUUUAAACUUCAUUCAACAUUUUUUAUUUUUAAUACGAACAGGGGGAUUUCUCAAUAAUAAUUAAACAAGACACGUUAUCGCUCUUAGCCAAUCAUCUGCGCCGGUUUCCUGUCACGUGCUCUCACGUGCCUCAUUUUUCGUAAAUCUUCGGUUGUGAAUUUUAUUUUGAAGGUUAUAAACCACUCGAUUUUAUGUGUCCGUGUAUUAUUUUGGUCUUUUUUGGGUGGGGUAUAUAAUUGUGCUAUUAUGUUAAUAAUUAUUUGCACUGAAAAUAUUGUAAAUAAAAUGUUUCUUACAUAAAAAAAACUUG